This is a messenger RNA of Symbiodinium natans, 1431 nucleotides long. The record is from the annotation of a GenBank genome assembly. NCBI's taxonomy places the organism in Eukaryota, Dinophyceae, Suessiales, Symbiodiniaceae.
AUGGAGAUCGAAGGUGCAGUUCAAGGACGCUGUGGCAAGACUGACAUUCCUGAAGUUCCAGCACUAGCAAGAAAGCCGAGACUUGCGACGGCAGUGCUACGCAAGCGGGCUUUGGAGGGCACGGCUUGGAGCCUACUGCGCAGACUCUGUGACGAAGAGAUGGAAGCAGAUGUGGUUCAUUUCUCGUGCAUCAUUACACCGGAUUGGUGCCAAGCUCUGUGGCUGCGCACGGCCCUGGCGGCCUCGGCCAUUGCGCCAAACGUGAUAUUGGAAACACGCCUGGUGACCUCUUGCGCACAUGCUAACUGGUUGGCUGCGGUGCAGCUGCUCCGUGAGGCCGAGUCUAUUCAGCGCGAUGCUGUGCUCCUGAAUUCUGCCAUGACAGCCCUAGAGGGCCGCUGGUGGCAAGCGUUGGCACAUCUGCAGACCAGUGCAGCGUUGUCCUGCACACCUGAUGCAGUGGCCUUGAACACAGCCAUAAGUUCCUGUCAUGCUCGAGGUGUUUGGACUCUGGCCUUGCAUCUGCUUGGAGUCUCUGGGAAUCUUGUGGACCUCAUUACCCUCUCUGGGGCCAUUGCUUCAGCGCAGUGGCUUCUGGCAGUGUGCCUUCUGAGUGAGAUGAGUCCAGCGGAACUGAUCCCCAAUACUAUCUGCUUCAACGCAGCCUUGCGAGCUUUUGAGGCACCGGGCCUUUGGCGACGAGCAGCGGGGCUGCUGAAGUCCAUGCGGCCCUUCAUGGUGCUUCCAGACGUCGUCAGCUUUACAUCGUUGCUUCGAGCCUGUGAGAAAGAUGGUCGAUGGCGCUUGGCGCUGUCCCUGCUGCCCGUCAUGCGCCAGGUAACAAUCCUGCCCAAUGCCGUGACAUAUGGAUGCAUCCUCAACGCUUGCGAAUUUGCUGGCGCAUGGCGAACAGCUCUCUUGCUACUGAGCGAGAUGGUUUCAAUGAAGCAACUGCUCAACAAUGUCAUCUGCAACACCAUCAUCAGCACUUGCGAGAAAGCGUGCCAAUGGCAGUCAGCAUUGGCCUUCCUGUCCGAGAUGCGGCGAUUUCAGGUGAGACUGGAUGUGGUUGGCAUCAAUGCAUCGUUGAGAGCAUGCGGUUCUGGGGAUGCUUGGCCCUGGUCACUUGAGCUCCUCCGCCAGAUCGAUAUACGGGGUCGCACGAACGUAAGCUUCGCAGGCGCAGUGGCUGCCUGUGCUGUCGCCAACAAGUGGGCAUGGUCGCUGCGCCUGCUUCUGGCCAUGCUGGAAGAUGCGUUGGUUCCCGACGUGAAUAGCUUUGGUGAUGUCGCGGAAGUUUGCGGCAGACUGGGGUUUGACAUCUGGUCUGUCACAGUUCUCGACAAGCUGCAGACAAUGCAAGAAAAGCUCCUCUACGAAGCCAGCAAAACGCUUCACGCAGAAGUGACAUGGGAAGUGAUGCGCAAGUAA